AUCUCUACCACAUGGAACCAAGAAAUGAGACAAGUAUUUUGGAAUUUCUUCUUUUGGGAUUAUCGGAAGAACCAGAAUUGCAGCCCCUCAUAUUUGGGCUUUUCCUUUCCAUGUACCUGAUCACUGUGAUUGGAAACCUGCUCAUCAUCUUAGCCACCAUCUCAGACUCCCACCUGCACACCCCCAUGUACUUCUUCCUCUCCAACUUGUCCCUUGUAGACAUCUGUUUCACCUCCACCACUGUUCCAAAGAUGCUGGUGAACAUCCAGAAACAGACCAAGGUCAUAACCUAUGUAGGCUGCAUCACCCAGAUGUACUUUUUUUCAUUCUUUAUAGUGUUGGAUGACUUCCUCCUGACUGUGAUGGCCUAUGACCGGUUUGUGGCCAUCUGUCACCCCCUGAACUACACAGUCAUCAUGAAUCCCCAUCUCUGUGUGUUGCUAGCUCUGGCAUCCUGGAUCCUGACUGCCCUGCAGUCCUUGUUACAAAGCUCAAUGGCGUUGAGGUUGUCCUUCUGUGAACACACCAAAAUUCCCCAUUUUUUCUGUGAACUUAAUUUGGUGGUCCACCUUGCUUGUUCUGAUCCCUUUUUAAAUGAUAUUGUCAUGUAUUUGGGGGCCAUAUUACUGGGUGGUGGCACCCUCAUUGGGAUUCUUUACUCUUAUUUUAAGAUUGUUUCCUCCAUACGUAAAAUCUCAUCAGCUCAAGGGAAGUACAAAGCAUUUUCCACUUGUGCCUCUCACCUCUCAGUUGUCUCCUUAUUUUAUUGUACAUGUCUAGGAGUGUAUCUUAGUGCAGCUGAUAAUCAAAAUUCCCACUCAAGUGCAACAGCCUCUGUGAUGUACACUGUGGUCACACCCAUGCUGAACCCCUUCAUCUACAGUCUGAGGAAUAAAGACAUAAAGAGGGCUCUGGGAAGACUCAUCGGGAAGAAAACUAUCAUAGAAUAAAUUGUCAUGGUGCCAAAUAAGUGUUCUUGUUAGUAGCGUUCAGAGCAUUAGACCCAG
Messenger RNA from Tupaia belangeri chinensis (Chinese tree shrew), 1007 nucleotides. Its product is annotated as olfactory receptor 7A10. Bases 12 to 950 code for a protein of 312 amino acids. NCBI's taxonomy places the organism in Eukaryota, Metazoa, Chordata, Mammalia, Scandentia, Tupaiidae. The record is from RefSeq and is a predicted model, not a curated record. The transcript has a single exon. Gene Ontology annotation, cellular component: membrane. Gene Ontology annotation, molecular function: olfactory receptor activity; G protein-coupled receptor activity. Gene Ontology annotation, biological process: G protein-coupled receptor signaling pathway.